Molecule: messenger RNA, 1863 nt
Organism: Suillus subalutaceus
Lineage: Eukaryota; Fungi; Basidiomycota; Agaricomycetes; Boletales; Suillaceae
Exons: 4
Coding region: 61-1863 (600 amino acids)
Source: RefSeq, a predicted model, not a curated record
CCGGCUAAGCGCUCUAGCACAGAUGGAGUCGGCCGGCAUGAAGUCGGAGUCUGAAUCACCAUGCCUGCUGUCCGCCAACGUGUUCGCCGUUCUGCAAGGCUUCAAGCAAACGCUCGAACUCGCCCAAAGGCGAUGGAGCUGCCCCCAAAUCCAUCUGCAUCCCGUGGAAGAGGGAAAUCUCGAGGACGUGGGUCCAAUUCCGCUCGUAAUCAGCCUCCUAAGGCUGCCGGACCGAAGAUAAUUGUCCAUUGGACCAGGGCCCAAGAUCUCCACCGCACAGACACUCUCGUGACCCACCUGACCAAUAAUCCUUCCGACGCACGCACUCUUUUCUACGAGGGGAAAAAGACCGCUGGUUCUAGCACUGAGGAGCGUCCCUCUGGCAGGGACAAAGGGGACAUCCAUCGGAUCUUGUCGCAGCUGAUCUUCGAGAAGGACUCCGAAUAUUCAGCGUUAUACGCUGAGGACCCAAAAAAAUUCGAUGUAUCAGUGGGCAACCGCUGCACUGCUCUUAGGAAGUUGUUUAGGGAUCAGCACGAUAAGUUCAACAAGACCGGCGCUGGCGUCACCCCGCUUGACGAACACGCGGCCGCCAAUCUUCACAAACAAGUACUACUCGAGUUCCCUUGGUAUGACCAGCUCCACCCAUUCCUCUUCUCCAAUCCAACAAUCGGCGCGAAGGUCUUCACCUCCCAGCCGGGAGUCGACCACGCUGCAGAUUACUACUCGCUCAUUCCCCCAUCCUCAAAACCCUCAGCCCCCCACCCCCACCCCCCAGACCCCCAGCUGUUUCCCCCAGACCCUCAGCUCCCUCUCCAAAACCAUCAGUCGCUUCCCUCAGACCCUCAGCUCCCUCUCUGGAGCCCACCUGACACUAGCGCUCAGUGCGCUCCUCCAAGCAUUCGGCCUGGUCCCACGGGCGCUCAGCACGCCCCUCCAAAUACUCUGCAUCCCCCCCCCUUCACAGCACCCCCUCAUCAUUUUUCCGGCACUGGGGGCAGUCCAAUCGACGAUCCAGACGGUGACCUCGACGACGACCUCCACGCUGACGAAAACGAUCUUUUUUCUGCCCCCCUUGGCAACGCGCUGGGGAUGUUGGGCGGGGGGGACGCUGACAUGGAUGAUGACGAAGGGAUGGAGCUUGACCCCUCCUGUCGUCGUGUCAUUAGCCUUGACAGUCCCCCCAGGUUGGUGGGACAGAAGCGGCAGUACGCCGCUUCCCCCUCUCCCCCUCCAGUGGACAAACCCAUGUUCCUUCUCCCGUGGAAGCUCCAGACGCCGACAUACCACAGUCGCGAGGCAUUUGGCUCCGCCUCCCCUGGUGGCCAGGUGCCACGUAGACCUUCCUCGUUUGCGUCGUCGUCGGGGAUAUCACGCAGCCGUUCCACUCCCUCGUCCACGGCAUCUUCGUCCUUUGCAUCGACCGACUAUUGUGCAUCGCCAACGGCAUCCCAGACGUCGCUGUCUGCGAAGCCGCGGAGCUCGGCCAGCUCGAAGAAGAAGCGAUCCUCCGUAGUGGACAUGGCGGAUGACCUCAACAUCAUCAACGAGGACAUCCGGAGCAUGAAGACCGACAUCUCCGAGCGCCGGGAGUCGAGGAACGAGCGCUAUGCCAUCAAGAUGAACUACCAAGCGCAGAAGAAGGAUCUUCAGUGGCGCCGUGAAAGUCUUUCACACGAAGUCCUCAUUUCGGCCACCACGCAUCAACGCGAGCAAGAGGCCAAGGACAAGGAGAUUCAGCGCCUCCAGGCUGCAGCUGCCCUGCAGGAAAAGGAGGCUGAGACCUGGCGCCUUAGGAUCCAAUAUGAGAUGAUGAUCCGUACCGCAGGUGCUGGUCCCUCAUCCUCGUCACCAUCAGCCUGA